CUGUGUCCAUGAAGGCCGUGUAUUCGAUUUUUGUCGUUUCCUUUUUUGUGUUUUUCUUCUCCUGUCCACAGCUUUGAGCAGACACUCACCAUUAAACCGUUCAUACGAGCAUUAUUCAGUGAAUUAAUUGCGAUUCAUUGCGCGCUUGCUACUUUUACUUUUCGAGCAUUAUUGUAAGAUAUUUUUUUAAGUGUAAAAUUUGGUUUUUAAUGACCGCUCAAGGUUUUAUGAAUUAAAUGCAAUCAAUUCGGACGCACUUUGUGCAAACAGCUUCAGCUGACCGGCAGUGCCCUUUGAGAUUCGUGUAGUCCAGGCACCAGUAAUAAGUAUCCAAACUUGUAUCUCUUGUAUUAUUAAAAACACAAGCAGAAGCGUCAAUACAAAAUUUGUCGUCGACAACUUCGCUGGGUUUGUUUGCUACAGACUGAUUAAAUUGAUUGGUUUUCUUGGAUUGAAUUGGCUGGGUUCAUUAAUUGCUGAUUAGAAGCGCUCGGUCUAUUUAUGCUCGAUAGGCAUAAAUUUGCAUUUACCCCAUUUUCUGGACACCAUAAUAAAUUUCGCUUUAUGGAUUUUCAGUUUCCUUUACACAAAGCCUGCGGCAGAAGGUUUGCUAGAAUAUUGCUCAACGUGCCGAGUGCUGCUAAGCUGAAACGAGACUUAUUGUACAUAGUGGCAAAAACUGAACUGUACUUGCAACUGCUUCAGAUUCCUCUACCUCUGUCCCGUAUCGCUUAUUCAAUGUGUGUUAAUUUGCUUGGUGUUUGUCUAUUAUUUUGAUGGUGUUGGGCAAGUAUCGGACCAUGUGGUGGUGGUAUUUUUGCGGUAAGAGACCUUAUAGUAAGGCCAGCCGAGAUUGACAUGAAAAAUUAGUUUUUACUUGUCUGCAAGUGGUGAUAGUUUUUUACAGUGUUUGUCUCCUGGUUUGCCUCAAAAACUGUAUGUUUCCGAACACAAAAAAUCGCUUUUCAAGAACGGUAGUUGAGAACAUCAAGCAUGGAAGUUAUUCAGCAUCUUCGAAAUCGAAAUUUAUAAUCAAAACUGGCGAGUUUGUCGGGCUUGUAGGUCAUCGUGGAUUAGAUCUUCAUAGUGGGGCUGCGCCGAGUAACCAUAUCUGAAGAUCUGAAACGCGUGCUGGCGAAACGUCAGGUAGAAGUUCUAAUCCACGAUGAUCUAAAUGACCGACGAUGAUGACGAAAUCUAUCGGCAUUUUGUGACCACUGUUGAAAUGUGAGGCGCGUUUGCGUGACGAAAAAGAAAAACUAAUUUUCCAUGUUAAUAACCCUGUAGCUAGAGACUGGCUAGAUAUUCGGUAUUUUUAAUAAUUCCAAUGUAUUUGGUUUACGUUGAGUAUUCAACAAGGAGGAUUUUGUGCUUAAUGAUUCUUCUAUUCGUUACACCAGCGCGUGCUGGUCUGCAAACCGCGAGCGCAAUUAGCUAAUGAUAAGUAAACGCAAAUUUUAGCCAGAAGUCCGAUUUAAGCAGGCCACCUUUCACAUUGGUAAAAAUUGCGAAUUUUGACCCAGAAAUCCUGCAUUGGCACUUCCUGUCUCUGCGACAUCCUGUCGAUUUUUGGCCACAGAAGAAACCAUCAACCAUCUUUGAGAGGAGGAUUUUAAUUUAAACAAGCCACACAAUCGUCUCUAUCAGCAGCUUAAGCCGUAGUGUUUUAAUUCAUUAGCUAAAUGAAAAUCUUGUUCGAAAUCAUCAAACUUGGCACAGCACUGGCUGGCAUCUCGACUAUGGUUAAUUAUGGGUAAAAUGUUAAUUAAUUCGUCGUGUGAAGUGGCUCGAAAAAAAUGAACGAAAGUUUGACCGUGGUCGUGGAGAUUCCGCUUGUAAAGAUGCAGCUGUUACGGACUGCCGGAAUUCAGAUUGAUUAGCAGUCCCAGUUGUUGCCGAUUAACCUUAAUGGAAGCCUUGUGGAUGACCAUCGAAACAGCGCCCACUGAUUCAGUUGCGAAGUGAAUCGAAUGUGUGUGAUGUGUGAGUGCAGCGGUCACACACAAGUUGUGCAGGAUUUUGCGAUAGACGAAGGAUUCCCUGUGCGUAAUGCGCACGGGGUUGUACACAAGCGCAAUCUACUACAGCCGGUCGUGGCACCGAUACCAGACCUGCGCAGCGGCUUAGACGAGUCUACAGCCGCCACUGCCUUCCAAGUGGCCAGAACGCCCAGUCAUCAGCCCCUGAAGAAGUCGAACUCGUUGCAGCAGAGCCAGCAAACGCUCGCCUCCGAAUACAGCGAGGACAGUCUGAGACGGGGCUCAGACGAGUCGUUCGUUGUGCACAAAGGCCGCAACAUUCCCACUUUGCGGUCGGUGCAGACGGAGGAUCCGCUGAUCCCGGCCAGGCUCAAAGUGAGCAAAGAGAAGCAGAAUAACGACAGCAAGGCGGACGAGACGGGCGAGGUUGCUGCUGGCAAGCCGAGCAAUUGGCAGGAGAGCAAAAAGAGCACCUUCGCAGGCAGGAGAAGCAGGCGCAAUUCCACCACCGACGACUCUCAGCUUACCAUCGAAAACUUUGGCGGUAGUCAGGAUAAUUUGAAUUUCAUUGGCCGCAAUCCUGAUAAGGAGAUGACUGUGCAUGUGGGCCGGAAAAUAUCAGCCCCAAGUUUUCCGGUUGCCAUUGAGAAUGCCCCGGUCAGAUCGACGCUGCAGGACGCAAGAGGCUCCUUUCAAUUAGGUUACGACAAUGGCUGUGAAGAGAAACAAGACGACGGGUCGGAGAAGAGCAGACUGAAGAGGCAGAUGAGCAGUGACGACAUUACGCUGAAGAAGUUCCAGGAGCGGGGCCUCAUCAAGGAUUUGGUGGAUGGCGACGUGGGGAAUCGGAUGAGUUUUGCUGAUUUGGGCAAGCAAAAACCUAGUGAUAAUAAGGGAAUACACUUAGUUUAUAUGAACGACCGGGAGGAGCAUCCAGUAAAGCCCGCUGUAAAUAGAUUAGGGAGUACGAAUGGUAAUUCGGAAAACCGGACGUCCUUUGCCACAUUGCCCAACCAGACUACGUGGCAACAGCAAGUUAGUAGCGUGCAAUCUCUGCAGGCGCAGCGGGAUGGCAGCAAUAGUUCCGAAACGAGCGGCACCAGCAAUUUGAUGGCUUCGCAGAUUAGCGAUAUUCGGUUGAAGUUAGAGGAAAAACGCCGACACAUUGAAAGCGAGAAGCGACGACUGGAAAUGGCCAUGAACACGCAAAGACAGAAAGUGGGCAAGGCCGCCUUUCUUCAAGCCGUUUCUAAGGGAAGAGGUAAUUUACUAAAAACGGCUGCGGUCGAGGCUGCCGAGUCGCCGAAAGACUCGGCGGCGGCCGAACAGGGCCCUAAAGAAAAAUCUCCAAGCCCUUCCCCAGCCUCCGUCCCCACGCCAAAGCCACAGAGGCCGUUUACCUUGCAGGAAAUCACUGAUGAUGCGUCUACGGUGGAGAAACGAUGGCUGGACGAGAGCGCCCCUUUCGUGGAAACGCGAAGGACGCCGGAUUUAGAAAAUAUGGAUUUAGAACAGUACCAACAAUCCCUUGCUCAUAUGAAUACUAGUCUCACUGACAUCCAGUCAGAUAUUCAACGGUUGGCAGCGCAACAAAACCAAAUGCACACUCAGCAACAGCAGAAGCUGAUUGCUGACCAGCAGCGACAAAUCUUGCAGCUACAGCAGCAACAGCAGGAGUAUCAGACGAUGCAGCGGCAACAGUCGCAGCCCUCACCUCAAGCCCAGUAUUAUCAGCCGCAAAAAUAUCAACCCAGUUUUCCAUCGCCACUGCAAUCUUCCACAAGCGCCCCGCACAUCCCCCAGUCUCUCUACUCUCAUCCGAGCGUGAUGGAACAGCCCCAAUUUUUCCUGCAUGACAAUCCGCCUCCUGCAGCUGUGACGCCUCAAAGGAGAACUUGGGGACAGCCGAUGAAUCAGCCCCUCCAAGUGAUCACCGAUUCGUACAUGCCACAACAGCCGGAAUUGCGCACUUGGGGCAAACAGCCCGAAGCUAGCCCUGGAGGGUUCGUUUUGCAUCAUGCAACUGAUCGGUUUUCUGACCGUCCAGAGCGCUUCCAAGAAUCUCCUCUCAGACAUAAUGAGAGCCGGUACCAGAACGGCGAUCCCGAUCGAGCGCUGAACCACUCAAACAGCUUCACGCUGAGUCAGCGCCAUCACCAACAGAGCCAUUUUGGCACUUCGCAUAGCACUCCGUCCGCUUCGCCGCAGCAUCGCAGCAGCGUUCAUCGACAGAUAUCGCAGCUCUUAGACGACGCGGCUGCAGCCAAACGGCAGACGUCGCCAGUCAGCUUGCAGGCUUUAGAUGCGGGUGGAUCCUUGCGUGACAGGGAGAGGAAAAUUAGCGUCACUCAUGCUGCCGUUGUGGCACCGCCAGUCGAUGACAUGGAACCGCAAAAUAUCUCCUUUAUUGGCAAUAAUGAGGACGUCGCUCUCAGUCAAAGCCUCAGCAAACUGAACAUCACCUCAGGGAGUCGCACCUAUCGGAUUCCGUCGCCCACACGGGCCUUAAUUUCGCGCGGGUCUCCUUUCCAGGCGUCUCCAUCUCCACCUACCGUUGAUCCGCUGCCUGUUCAAAUCAGCAGUUUGGAUACCGAUCCGACAGCAGAAAAAGGCUUCUACAUUAGCUUUGAUGAUGAGCAGCCGAAGCGACCCAAACCAGCGUUGAGAAGUAAGCGGAAUUCGCCCAAAAAGGAGCGAAGCUAUGUGGAAACAUCGGAUGAGGCACACGAUAGGCGAGAGGCUCAGACCAGGCUGGACAAGAAAAGGCAGCUGGAACGGGAACUGGAAGAGGAACGGCUUAAAAAGGAAGAAACUGAGUACCGAAUGCAGCAGCAAAGGGACAGAAUACGAGCCCAGCGCGAAGCUACCCAGGAAAGACAGAAAGUGAAUGCAGCUAGUGCUUUAGUAAUAGGGGAACAAAACGACGCUGAUCCUGAUCUGGCUGAUGAAAGGGAGCGUAAAAAGGAACGAAUCAUGAUGCUGUCGUUGCAACGCAGGCAGCAGCAGGAGGAAGCAAGGGCUCGAAAAGAGGCGGAAAGUCAGCGCAGAAAGGAAAUCGAAAAGGAGAAGGAGGAGGAGAAGGCCAGAAGAAAAGAGGAGCAAGUGGCGAGACGAGCUGCCAUUUUGGAGCAGUACAAGUUGAAGAAGGCGAUUGAGGAGGCUGAAAGGGAGGGUAAAACUCUUGAUAGGCAGGACUUAAUGUCGCUUAAGCCUGCACCGAAACUGCGCUCAAAGGGCCCCGCUAGACCCAGACCGAAGACAAUUCACAUCGAUAGCGGAUCCGUCCAGCUUGCGGAAGGCAUGUCGAGUCGCGGCCGGAAAGGAUCUACAUCGAACUUAGCUUAUGCCCCUUCGACAAUGAAGCGCGAUUACUACCGAGGUUCCCAAGACAGUCUCGCUGACCGAAGCAUGAGCAAUAACAUGCUUUACAAAGAUUCUCCAGAUGAUAGCCAUGGAAUGUCACCAUGUCACAGCGCCAAUCAGACUCUAGGCAGACGCAGUUCAUAUAAAACCAGCAGAGACCCUUCCCCUGCCCAGGUGCGCGGGCGGUCUAAGAUAUCGACAUAUCAAAACUUUAAGGGCCGCAAGUCGAGCUCUCUGAUGAAUUUGUACGGCUCGAGCACUGAUCAGGAAAGCAUGGCGUAUAGAUUUGGGGACACGGAUUCGGGGCUGGGUCGCGCUACGCCCCCCCGUCGGGCCCCCUCGCCAGGAAUGGGGCUGCGCCACUUGCCCUCUCCGUCAGGUCCCGGCAGUUUACCGGGCUUCAUGUCGAAAGGGCGCCGCGUGUUUGACGAUGGAUCAAGCGACAUCAGUUCUACUCCUAGUAGCAUGAUGGACUAUACAGGUCCCCGUUUAUACAAGCAACCAGCCACUAAGUCGAACCGAAGCAUAAUGCUGAACGCAGUCGAAUAUUGUGUGUUUCCCGGUGUUGUGAACAGGGAGGCGAAGAAACGCGUACUGGAAGAGGUGAAUCGCUCUGAAAGUAAGCAUUUCCUCAUUCUCUUCCGCGAUGCCGGCUGCCAAUUUAGAGCUCUCUAUUCCUAUUGUCCCGACACUGAGCUGGUGACGAAACUUUACGGAACUGGACCUAAGCAGGUCAACGACAAGAUGUUCGACAAGUUUUUCAAAUACAACUCCGGCGGUAAAUGUUUUUCGCAAAUUCACACCAAGCACCUCACCGUAACGAUAGACGCUUUUACUAUUCACAAUUCGUUGUGGCAAGGCAAGAAAGUGAACCUGCCGAACAAGAAAGAUAUGGCCCUUGUUGUCUAAUGAAUAACUCAGCACGCAUAAGUUGUUAUUUAGUAAUUUAAAUUAAUUUGUACUCUAUUUUUUUUGUUAAAGCUUUAUUAAAACGUUUUAAUGUGUGUAAAAUUCAGUAGCGAUCAGGAUUUUUACACGAUUAAUUAAUAUCUAAUUAUUGCCUUAAAUAAAAUUUACUAUCGAUAAAUACGUGUCGGCAAUGAUGCAGUCUGAGAUAUUAGCAAGUAUUAAUUUUUUUUACUACAUAUACUAGAGGUCCCCCUUUUUCCCAAUUUUGUUUUUGUACAUGUGCCUUUUGUAUUUAUAUAUAUUUUUAAGUCUUGUAUGAUUUGAUUAAUCGUUAAGCUUUUUUUGUGCCAACUAAACUUUCGAAGCAACUGUACUCUUCUGUUUUUGCAGUAUAUAGAGUAUAUCCGCAGGAGUUUAAAAUUUUAAAUAAUGUCAUUCCAUUUGUUGUUCUAUAUAAGAUAUUGAUGGGCUGUUUUUGGUAAAGUAUUUUAUUCGGACUGGAAGGUUCUUGCAAAUACUUUACCAAUCAUUUGAUAUGUUUAUGCUUGAAUAUUUAUUUGGGUAUUGAAGACUAUAGCCUUUAAGGCCAGCCAAUACACAGACUGGGUAGCUUGGAUUAAAAUAACUCGAACUCAAGUCUGUUUGAGGUUGGCCGAAGAAUGAACUUGCUUAUUAUGGAAUUGUGUGGUUUAAUAUUUAUAGUAGAAUUAAGUUCUCGUCACAUUUAUUCAAACAACACAGAAGGAUUUAUAAUUGAUUAACACACAUUCAUGGUAAUAAUAACGAUUACGCAGCAUUAA
Molecule: messenger RNA, 7051 nt
Organism: Dendroctonus ponderosae (mountain pine beetle)
Lineage: Eukaryota; Metazoa; Arthropoda; Insecta; Coleoptera; Curculionidae
Gene: Patronin
Product: patronin
Exons: 23
Coding region: 1971-6251 (1426 amino acids)
Biological process (GO): negative regulation of microtubule depolymerization; neuron projection development; cytoplasmic microtubule organization
Cellular component (GO): microtubule minus-end
Molecular function (GO): spectrin binding; microtubule minus-end binding; calmodulin binding
Source: RefSeq, a predicted model, not a curated record